Molecule: messenger RNA, 444 nt
Organism: Cladophialophora bantiana CBS 173.52
Lineage: Eukaryota; Fungi; Ascomycota; Eurotiomycetes; Chaetothyriales; Herpotrichiellaceae
Exons: 2
Coding region: 1-444 (147 amino acids)
Biological process (GO): D-sorbitol catabolic process
Molecular function (GO): L-iditol 2-dehydrogenase (NAD+) activity
Source: RefSeq, a predicted model, not a curated record
AUGGCAGACAUCGCCGAGAGCCGACUCCAGUUCGCCCUCAACCAAGGCUUUGCCACUGUGGUGUCGCUUAUGUCUCUAAGUCAAGGACAGACUCUUGAGGACGGCCUGGGCUUUGCGAGAGAAUCCGCGGCUGAGUUCUGUAAAGUGGGACAACAGACUGGGGUCGAGACGACUCAGAAAUUUGAAGGCACACUUGAAUGCACAGGCGUCGAGGCCAGUGCGCAAGCAGUACGUGCCACUCGAGCGGCUAGCAAGGCGAAUCUCGUUGACAUGGGCCUGCCAGUCCAGACGUUACCCGUCGCAGCAGCAAUACACGGUGAAAUUAAUCUGGUUGGCAUUUGUCGAUAUGCGAACGCUAUCCCGCGAACAUCGAUAUCAUUCGCAAGGCAGGUCAGGUUGGAACGGGAAUACAAGAUCUAUCAAGCAUCAUCACACACCGAUUGA